AUGGCCGACGCCUCGGAGCCUACGAACAGUUUAGCAGCGACUGCUGCGCCCGCCACGUCUGUGGACGUUGCAGCUGCUAACGACGUCGUGAUGCAGGAGAAGAUGAUCAACGAGGAGUACAAGAUCUGGAAGAAGAACACGCCGUUCCUGUACGAUCUCGUGAUGACGCACGCGCUCGAAUGGCCGUCGCUCAGUGUCCAGUGGCUGCCCAACUCCCACACCUCAGCAGGCGAUGAUUUCUCGGUGCACAAGCUGCUGCUCGGCACACACACGUCUGGUGCAGAGCAAAAUCACCUAAUGGUGGCCGAAGUUCGGCUGCCGCUAGAGGAUACAGAGAUCGAUGCGCGCAAGUACGACGAGGAGAGUCAGGAGCUGGGUGGCUUUGGAGGUGUGUCGGGCAAAGUGGACAUUAAGAUCCGCAUCAAUCACGACGGGGAGGUAAACCGCGCGCGCUUUAUGCCGUCGGAUGAACUCAUUGUGGCUACAAAGACGCCGCAUGCCGAAGUGCACGUGUUUGACAUUUCAAAGCGGCCGUCGCAACCUGAAGAGAACUCAGGUUCGGACCCGGAUUUUCGUCUCUUGGGUCACACAAAGGAAGGGUAUGGGCUGUGCUGGGAUCCGCACCAGCCUUUUCACCUCAUAUCAGGCUCGGAUGAUGCCGUUAUCUGUGAGUGGGAUAUCCGCAAUGCUGGUAAAACGGUGCAGCCGCUGCACAAGUACAGCGGACACAGUGACGUGAUCGAGGACGUGGCGUGGCACAUGCACCACGCCAAGAUUUUCGGCUCGGUCGGUGACGACAAGAAGCUGCUCAUCUGGGACAUGCGCUUGGAGAGUUACGAUAAGCCAGCGACAACGGUGUACGCUCACAGCGCCGAGGCAAACUGCUUGGCAUUUAGUCCGUUCAGCGAGUACCUUGUCGCCACGGGCUCAGCGGACAAGCACGUGAAUCUCUGGGAUAUGCGCAACAUGAAGGCGAAACUGCAUUCAUUUGAGGGUCACAACGAUGAAGUCUACCAGAUUCAGUGGUCUCCUCACAACGAGACCAUUCUAGGCUCGUGUUCAGCUGACCGCCGCAUGCAUGUGUGGGACCUCAGCAAGAUUGGUGACGAGCAAUCGCCUGAAGACGCCGAGGACGGUCCGCCAGAGCUGUUGUUUAUUCACGGCGGCCACACGUCGAAAAUCUCAGACUUUUCGUGGAACCCGAACGACCCGUGGGUGGUAGCGUCGGUAGCAGAGGACAAUGUCUUACAAAUCUGGCAGAUGGCCGAGAACAUUUACAACGAGGAAGACGAGGAGACUGAGCAGGCAGAAGUUGCCGAGGACGAGCUCGAAUGA
Hyaloperonospora brassicae is the source of this 1335-nucleotide messenger RNA. Lineage: Eukaryota; Oomycota; Peronosporomycetes; Peronosporales; Peronosporaceae. The record is from the annotation of a GenBank genome assembly.